GAGGGUUCCUAUUUCUCCACAUCCUUGCCAACACUUGUUAUUGUCUGUCUUUUUGAUUACAGGUGUUCUAGUGGGUGUGAGGUGGUAUCCAUAAAUUUGUAAACAUACUUCACUAUUGUGGUAAAAUAGAUAUAACAUAAAAUUUACCAUUUUAACCCAUUAGCUUUUAAAAAUGUCUUUUGUACAAUGAAAUCUUUUAAAAGAUAAUUGAAUUAUUUAUGUGUGUGUAUGUAUACUGAAAUAAAAAAUAGCAAAAUAGUAUUUAUAUAGGCAGUCUCCAAAAAAUGAAUGGAUUGUGUCCCAAGAGGUUUUCAUAGGUCAGUAACUUAGAAUUUAUUUUUUUCCCAUUGGAACCAUGCAUUAAACAUGGGCAUGGUACCUCCACCUGAGUCAAUAGCUGAAGUGGAGGGUUCUUUCCUCUUCUGCCUAUUUUGGAGCAAAUUUGGAAACCCUCUGGAGUUGGUAUUAUAGGAGUUCUAAUAUUCCCACUGCAUAUCUUUGCUGGAUAUUCAUUUCACUUUUAACAACUGAUUUAAUCUCCCAUAGAUUAAAUUAAAGAUAAAAGUUUGCCUUGCCAGCAAAACUCUGAAGUAAUGACUUAAGGAUUUUUUUGUGGUGAUAGUUUUGGAGGGCUCCAAUGGCUGAGAUUUCAAAGAAAUCCAUGAAAUUUUGUUUGUUUUUUAAACUAGUAAUUAAAUAUGGUAUUCUUUAGACCAGCAUUGCCCAAUAGAAAUGUUCUGUAACUUCACUGUUCAGUACAGUAGCCACUGGUCACUUGUGGCUUUUGAGCACUUGAAAUGUGGCUAGUGUGACUGAGGAGCCUGAAUUUUUAAUUUUAAUUUAAGUAGCCAUGGCUAGUGGCCACCUUAUUGCAUAGUGUAGCUUUAGACUGAAGUUAUGGUUCUAAAGAUAUCUGAGGAUUUCUGACUUUUUAGAGUAUUUAUGAAUGGACCGAUUUGUGGCCCACUCCUUAGUGGCUGCUGUGGGCCUCAAAAGCCAUCUCUAUAGUCAUAGGCAGUGUAAUGACUUGCGUAUAUAGACCAUUUGUAAAUUUAGUAUUAAUUUUAGAGUGUUUGUACCAAUAGAUAUUUUAUAUGGUCAUUUAAUAAAAGUGCUAGAUACGAGUUUCAUAGGCUGUGCAGUUGUGACUCUUAAAAAAUAUCCUGUAUUCUUGGUAGCAGUAGAUCCUUAAUGCUGAGCAAGAAUUGUCAUGUAUUUAUCUACUUGACAUAUGUAUUACACUAAUUCUAGAAAGAAAUCUGAGUAGUCAGACCUCAGAACUAGGGAAAUUUACUUAAACACAAAAUUCAGUAGAGACUCUUAUAAUAGUAAUUGAGACAUUUAUACCAGUAACAACUUCUAGAGGUAAAGUAAUAUUUUUUCCCCUUUGGACUAAUUGAGCUCAAAUAAUUUGGAAUUGGAAAAAUCAGGAAAGCUUGCUUUUGCCAGUCAAAAUAAAGACAAACGUGAAGAUUGAAUUAGCUCUCUAUAUCCUAAUAUUUUAGGCUUCUAAUGGCUAUUUUUGGCCUUUUUUUUUUUUAAUAAGAAAUAGUUUUUUAAAGAAAUAUUAUUUUAUAAAAUACAGUUUGUGUGUAUGAGAAUCCAGAACACAAAUUUCUGUUUUAGAUAAAGCAAUUCAGAUGUUUUUUAUGUUUAUUGUAACACCUUAAAAAAAAAAAAGCCCAAAGAACAAUAGACAUAUAGCUUGUAAAUUUCUAAAGGCAAGGACUGUGACUUACUCAUCUUUGUUUUUUUCCCUAAAUUUAGCUCAUUACCUUGUGCACAGAAGGCAAAGAGUAAUUUUUUUCAAUGAAUUAAUCUAUGAUGAAACAUAUCAAACUAAUUUUCUGUUCCUUUUCAGUUAAACGUGAUGAGAAACCAGAAAAAUAUAAACUAAAAAAUUUAUUAAACUUAUAUGUUUCCUAUAGUAAUAAUUACAUUUAUUUCUGAAAUGUGAAGAAUAGGUAACGGUUAAAGAUUAAUGUCACUUAGCAUUUCAAAAUUCAAGUUUACUAAAACAGGUACACUAUAGGGUGAUUACUUAUCUAUACAAAGAAUGCCUUUAAAAUAUUAUUUGUAAUUUAAUAAUUCAUAAGAUUUCAAGUAGUAAAUGCUUAAUAAUUCAGCAUGUUAUUUACUAAGUUCGAGUUCAUUCAGAAAUGAACCAGUUAUGGAACAUAUCAAACUAAAAAAAUGAUCUUUUUUGCAGUAGAAAAGAUUAAAUAUGUGUACAUUUAAUUUAAUGAAAUCCAUCCUAAUAGUAGGUAUGUCUCUUUUAUGGGGAGGAAAACAGACCUACUUGCUACCUUAUCAGGAGUCGCAUGGUAAGUUUGCUGGAGAUCAAAAUUAGACCUAAGGAUUUCUGAGGCUCAAGUUUUAUGUUUUCAAUAAUUGGUGGUACUUAAAGUGACUUAUAAAACUGACUGAUGUCAUGUGUUGGUACUUAGGUGAUAAUUUAAAGAAAGUCAACUCUGCAACUUGAUGGACGACGAUAACUCUUUGCAACCAGAAAAUAAUUCAAAAAUGGCAGAACUCUUCAUGGAAUGUGAAGAAGAAGAGCUGGAACCAUGGCAGAAAAGAGUAGAAGAGACUGAGAAUGAAGACGAUGAUGAACUGAUCUUUGUUGGAGAGAUCUCAAGUUCAAAGCCAGCCAUUUCAAAUAUUUUGAACAGAGGUAACUCCAGCAGCUCAUCUUUGAGGUCAGUAAAGAGUGAGUCACUGAGUCCAGGUAUUCCUGAGAUAUUCAGGUCUCCAGGUCAGCCCGUCACGAACCGAACACCAAGUCCAGCGACCUCACCUAAAUCUAAAUCUUCACAGGGUUCUGUUACUGUUGAGAACUCGUCUAAACCUGAUUUAACAACGAAUUCAUCACAAAGUGACUCGGAGAAAUCUUCAGUCUUACUAUUUGACUUUACCCAGGAGCCACGAUUAACACAACAGACCCAAGCAUCUUCUCCAGAAGAUACGGAUCAAAGUUCACCUUCAUUAAAACGUCCUUCUACUUCUGAAGUAAACAGUGUUAAUCCCAAAAUGCCAAAGCCCAGCGAAGGUUUUUCUGACAUAUCUGACAUAAGUACCUCAUCCUCAGUGACAUCUUCCCAGGUUGUGCUAUCACAAGGUACAGAUACCUCACCAAGUCAAAAUACAACUGGAACACCUUGUCCAAAGUGCAAUGUUAUGUUCAGUCUUUUGGAUCCUUUGAAAUAUCACAUGAAGCGUUGUUGUCCAGACAUGAUAAACAACUUUUUGGAAAAUACUAAUUCUGAACUUCCAAAUACAGAAGAUAAAAAAAUGACUGGUUCAGAGAAAGGCAAAUUGAUCAUGUUAGUGAGUGACUUUUAUUAUGGAAGACAUGAAGGAACUGUUGAAGAACAGAAGACUUACACUACCUUUAAGUGCUUCAGUUGCUUGAAAGUUCUUAAAAAUAACAUUAGGUUUAUGAACCACAUGAAACACCAUUUGGAACUUGAAAAGCAGAACAGUGAGAGCUGGGAAAAUCACACCACCUGCCAGCACUGCUACCGUCAGUAUCCUACACCAUUCCAGCUGCAGUGUCACAUUGAAAGUACACACACCCCCCAUGAAUUUUCUACUAUUUGCAAAAUCUGUGAAUUGUCGUUUGAAUCAGAACAUACUCUUUUACAACAUAUGAAGGACACUCAUAAGCCUGGGGAGAUGCCAUAUAUUUGCCAGGUUUGCCAGUAUAGAUCUUCAUCCUUUUCUGAAGUAGAAACUCACUUUAGAACAUCCCAUGAAAACACUAAGAACUUGCUGUGUCCAUUUUGCCUCAAAGUUAGUAAAAUGGCAACACCCUACAUGAAUCAUUACAUGAAGCAUCAGAAAAAAGGAAUACAUCGUUGCACAAAAUGCAGACUACAAUUUUUGACAUGCAAGGAGAAAACUGAUCACAAGAUACAGCAUCGGACAUUUAUAAAGCCUAAAGAACUAGAAGGAUUGCCUCCUGGGACAAAAGUCACUAUUCGAGCUUCACUUGGACCUCUUCAAUCAAAACCAUCAACUACACUUUCAAGUGACACUCCGAGCACUUCGCUUCAGGUCUCACCUCCAAUUUCUAAAACUAAAACUGGUAAAAAUACCACAAAAUCUAAUGCAAGUAAAUCUAAGACAAGUAAACCUCAUGCAACUACAUCCACUGCAAGUAAACCUAAAGCAAGUAAGGCAAGUGGAGUUGGAUCUAAAUUCAAACCACAAGCCUCUUACAAGCUAAAGAAACAGCGCAACAGAAAAAGUAAAAUCAGCACAGCUUUGAAGAACCUAAGGUUUCGUCGGGGAGUUCACAAGUGCAUUGAGUGUCGUUCCAAAAUAAAAGAUUUUGCAAGCCACUUUUCUACAUAUGGCCACUGUAAUUUUUGCAAAUACAACAGUAACUGUAGCAAAGCUUUUGUAAAUCAUAUGAUGAGCUGUCAUAGCAGCAAUCCAAGUAAACGGUUUUGUAUUUUUAAGAAAAAUUCAGGAGCUAUCAGGGGCAUUACUCUAGUGUGCCUUAAAUGUGACUUCCUAACUGAUUCUUCUGGUUUAGAUCUCAUGGCUAAACACUUAAGUCAACGUAAAACUCAUACUUGCCAAGUUAUAAAAGAGAGUGUUUCUGAAAAUACCUCAACUUCUGCACCCACUUCUGACUGCUUGUUGAACUAGAUUCCUCCCGCUCUAUGGAGCUCGUGCAACCUGGUGCAAGACAAGUUGGAAUUUCCUAAGUUCAAAGUUCUGAAGUGUUUUCUUACACAAAGGCAGUUUUCUAAGCUCAAAGUUCUGAAGUGUUUUCUUACACAAAAGCAGUUAAACGACCAAGUUCAUGACACUAGUUCUCAUUACUCAGUUCUUUUCAGCUUUCAGAUGGCACUAGAUUCUUAUUCCACCUUAUCUUUGUGUCAGGUUAACAUAUCUUAACAUCUUUUUUUUUCUCCAGUUGCCUCUCUCCAAAAAUAACUUUUGUUGCUAUGGCCUUUUCUUACUUUGCUUAAAAUAAUUUGUGUUUUUCUCUGCUGUACUUGCCUUUAGAAUAUUACAUUCCAAACGAUAUGGCUGUUCAUCUUCUUUUGUCUGUUUUGUCUGCUUUCUUUGUUAAUUUCUUACAAGUCUUACAUUUUUAGGUCAGAUAGCUGUCUUUUCUCCCAUUCCUUGUCUGUCAUUGUUCUAUUUUUCCUAUUUUUCAGAUGUGGAAGCAACACAGAAAUUUCAAAAAAUAUCCAGGGUACUCCUGGACAGUGUCCCCCUUCGAUGGACACAACUGAUGCCUGUUCUCUCUUUCCAAGAAAUGUGAAUAAUUUGACUGUGAGAUCUCCUCUAGUUUGUGGCCUCAAGAAAUCAUAUCUUGGGGAGAGUACCUUUCUACAUGACUGGCCUCCCGUAAGGCUGGUGCUGAUUUGGCCAGAGAUGACCUCAAAGCCCACCAAAUUGAGCACAUCUCCCCACUGUGGGCUUUGGCUUUUGAUCUUGAGCUUAUGGUUCGAUUCUGACCAAGAAAAGCCCAUCAAAUCAAUGCUUCAACAUCCAAGUUGAAGUUUAAUCAUUUUGGCUGCUGCCCUUUAAUCUUCCUCUAGCAUGCAUGCAGUCCAAGGAAUACUAAAGUUCUGGUUGUGUAGAGACCAAGGUUACUUUCAUGUUCUUACAACAAGUUUCUAAAAUUACAGUUCCAAAGUUAUACUUUUUUGUACUGUCAUUUGAAGUUUUAUCCAGUAUUAACUCUAGGAAUUAAUCAGCAAUAUUAAUAUUCAGAUUUUUUUCUUUUUUUUUUAAUUUAAUUUAAUUUUGGUAACUUGAUUUUAUGUUUUCUCUAAAGUUUUUGAUGUCCAUUUUGUUAUGUAUGUCUACUUUUAUGUUCUUCUUUUGUAAAACUUUUGUUCCGUGCUUGUUUUGUUUUGUUAAGAAUUUCGAGAUUCCUUAGACUCCUACAGAUUUUAUGUAGCUACCUAUAGGGUUGCUAUAAGACAGCACACAACAGCAACAACAUCACCAGUUGGUAGCUUUUUAAUUUGGCAGUUGUUCAGACCAGCAGACAUUAGUACAUCCUCUGUCUGUCUCAGAACUGUCAUUACUAACAUUAUCUUAAUGUUUGUGAGUUCAAAGAUACAAAGAAUUGGUGAAAACUCUUCUUAACAGACCUUAAAACAAGUUUUAAAGUUACACUUCUGUAUAUCUACUACAUAAUAUCUUCUUAGUCAUUAAUGUAGUUCCUUUGGAUAAAGAUAAUAUAUUCAAAAAUAUUGGGACCAAAAAUGCACUUGUUUCUUGCCCAUAUAUAUAUAGAUGUAUAUUUUUUUUAAUUUUGUGUUUGUUUAUUUUGGUUACAUUGAAUAUAGAUUUGCUGAACAGUUUUGAUGUUAUUACUUAUUUUUUUAAUAAAAUUUGAAUUACUCAAGUGCCUUGGUAAUUAUUUUCUAAUAAAUAACUUCUUAUAAAAGCUAUAGAUUUUAUCAUAUAAAUAAGAGAAUUGCUUUACUUGUUUCAUGGAGCCCUAAUUACUUGGCCUGCAGGCUGAGAGCUUUAUCUGCUUAGUGUAUCUUGCACUUUUUCCUCCAGCACAAUGAAAACAUCACUAUACUUUACUGAUUUCUUGAAUUUUAAAGACUAGCAACAUUCCCUUUGUGAUCUUAAUAACCAUGAAGGUAGGCAAAGCUCUGAAGUUAAGACUCAAUUAUAAGUCAUGCUUUACUCUAAAAUCAGAACUUCUUGAAUUAUACUUUGAAACAGAAUUCUCCUUGCAAUUUAUAAUCAAAAGAGAUUAAUCCAUUCGUUUU
Molecule: messenger RNA, 6758 nt
Organism: Trichechus manatus latirostris (Florida manatee)
Lineage: Eukaryota; Metazoa; Chordata; Mammalia; Sirenia; Trichechidae
Gene: ZNF280C
Product: zinc finger protein 280C
Exons: 18
Coding region: 2482-4656 (724 amino acids)
Biological process (GO): regulation of DNA-templated transcription
Molecular function (GO): RNA polymerase II cis-regulatory region sequence-specific DNA binding; DNA-binding transcription factor activity, RNA polymerase II-specific
Source: RefSeq, a predicted model, not a curated record